This is a messenger RNA of Triticum turgidum subsp. durum (durum wheat), 792 nucleotides long. The record is from the annotation of a GenBank genome assembly. NCBI's taxonomy places the organism in Eukaryota, Viridiplantae, Streptophyta, Magnoliopsida, Poales, Poaceae.
AUGCUCCAUUUUUAUGUUCAUAUUAUUAGCGACACUUUUUUGGGGGGCGAAGAGAGUAGGAUACGACCGACCAAAUUCAGAGUUUCGAAUGGGGCUGGAAAGAGAGACUUUCGGGUGUGGAAACAGCGCCUGAAAAGGGGAGGCGGAAUUGCGGACCUCCCCUCUGAUUUCAAGGAGAAGGCGCCCACCGGCACCGCACCGCACCGCACCGGUUCCUCUCUGCGGCAGCAAACUCCUCCCAUCCAUCCCUCGUCCAUCCUGGCUCAGGUUCGCACCGCCUCCACCCUCUCAUCACCUCCUACCUACGCUUCGUCAUUUUUGACUAUAUUUACUCCCCGGCGUGCGCCCAUCGACCAAGGUAGCUGGGGUGAUUCCGGUGUUGCUUUCCUCUCAUGGCAGGCGCGAGAGGGUGGAGAUGAGGAGGAAGGCGCUCGCACGGGGCUUCUCCGCCGACGGCGUCCUCCGCCGCAGCCGCCCGCUCCCAGCGCGCCGCCGGCCACCGAAGGGGACAAUAAUAGCACGAGCAAGGAAAAAAAGAAGGGCGAGAUCACCAAGACCAUCCGAGACAGGCUAUCAUCGUCUUUCUCUUCCCCCAGAAGCCGCCUCUCCUGCUGGACGAGCCAUCCGAUCCGGCGGAGCAGGAGGGGGAGCGGCACGGCCAGCGACGAACAUGGCACGCCGGUGACGGCCAAGGCAAUCAGGCCCCCCUCAAGGAAGGUGGUCGCGGCAGGGACCAGAUCCCUGAUCGAACGCAACGAUUUCUACAGCCAAGAAUGCAACACGCACAAGUAG